GGGGACCGGCCUUCUUUGUAGCCCUGGCACCGUAGAGGUAGAGGAGCUACAUUGGCCCCGUCCCCUGUCCCUCUGCCCUCUUGCCCAUCUGCCCACACUUUUGUAUUUGAUUAUGUUUUGAUGUCGAACCCCAAAGCACAGUAAUGGAGGGGCGGAACCUGCGGAGCUGGGAGGAGCGCGCGUGCGCACGACUCGGGCUGCGCGCCGGAAGAGCACGCCCAGUCCGGGCUGCGCGGAGGAAGCGCCUGGGGUUCGGGAGGGAGGGGUGGCGGCGCCGGAGGUCGCCAUGGCUACCGAGCCCGAAACAGCGGAGCCGGUGGUGCCUUCGCUCGUGGAUCGAUACUUCACUCGCUGGUACAAACCGGAUGUCAAAGGAAAAUUUUGUGAGGACCACUGUAUACUACAGCACUCUAACCGAAUAUGUGUCAUCACAUUGGCCGAAUCUCAUCCAGUUCUUCAAAGUGGAAAAACAAUUAAAAGCAUUUCCUAUCAGAUCAGUACCAACUGUAGCAGACUUCAGAACAAGGUCUCUGGGAAAUUUAAGCGGGGGGCACAGUUUCUAACAGAGCUUGCACCUCUCUGUAAGAUUUACUGCUCAGAUGGUGAAGAAUAUACUGUAUCUAGUUGUGUUAGAGGACGUUUGAUGGAAGUGAAUGAAAACAUUCUCCAUAAGCCAUCUAUUCUCCAAGAAAAGCCAUCCACUGAAGGCUACAUUGCAGUUGUGUUACCCAAAUUUGAAGAAAGUAAAAGCAUAACAGAAGGGUUACUGACACAAAAACAAUAUGAAGAAGUCAUAGUGAAACGCAUUAAUGCCACAACUACGUCAUGAGGAUUGACAUGGAAUAAAAAGCGAAGCAGGAUUCUUGUUACCUGGCCUAAACCAUCAGGGUACUAAAGCAGAAGAACCAGUAUAUGUAAAGCAUACCUAACAGCCAGCCAUAUGCAGGGGAGGCCUAGUGCUUCACUUAGUUUUCCCUCUCUGUCUUGCAUAAUGAGCCUUGGUUCCCAUUUGUCUACAGCCUGCCAGAUCUGGCCUGCCCAUGUACUCACCCUGUUCUCUUGCAUCUCUCUAACAACUGGCAUGCAAGGGAUGUUUUUCUGAUUAAAAACAAAGCUCUUUGAAGAAAAUUUAGAAAAUACAGAAAAUUUUUAAGUAGCCAAGUAAAAAUAAUUUACCCAUCAUCCCAUAAUCCAAAAGUAAAUGCUUUUGACCCUUGAACAACAUGGGUUUGAACUGCGAGGGUCCACUUAUGCACGCACUGUUUUCAACUAUCAACGAAUCAAAACUAAAUCAUUAACCAAACAUGAAACCCACUUAUAGAGCAGGUUCAUAUACUCAGUUCCGAAGGGCCAGCUGCAGGACUUGAGUACUCAUGUAUGGAUUUGGGUAUAUGUGGAAGGUCCUGGAACCAAUCCCCUAUGUAAACCAAGGGAUAACUACUACAUUUUAACCUACUUCUGUUUGAACAUAUGGUAUGGUUAUUGCUUUUGCCUCAUUUUCCUAACAGUUUGAAGUUUAAAAAAACCUAACCCACCCUUCUUACCCAGUCUCCUAUAAUGUGCCUACCAAAAUGCCUAGUCCUAACCCACCUGCCUCAACUCCUCUCCCUUUUAGGUUGUAGGGAAGGCCAGAGUGGAGAAUAUAUUGUAUCUUCGGUCCCCGCUUAUGCCAACAAGAUGGCUUUCACCUCUGAAAUAAAGUAAAACUGCAACACUGUGACUUCUUAAAUGAGGGAUAUGUGAAAAGGCUAUGAAAAAUACAAAGGCUUUCCUAGGAAAUGUGUUAUAAUGCAGUGGGAAGAGAAUUCUUGAAAUAUGCACAUUAUAGUCGCUCAGUCUCACAAUCUCCAGUUACCGGCAAAGAAGUUACUGAGAAUAUGUCAUUCAAAGGCAUAGAGGCCUUUGAAUGGAACAAAUGCUUUCACAUCAUUUAAACUUAAAAAACCUCCAACAACUAUGAAUUUAUAGUUUAAGAGUGAUUUACACUGAACUUCAAAUAAAAGGACUAUAAAACAUGUUAUUUUUCUAUAAGGACUAUAAACAUUUCAAUAUCCCUGUUUUUAAAUAAAAUAUACUUUUAUACGGAAGAAA
This is a messenger RNA of Piliocolobus tephrosceles (Ugandan red Colobus), 2091 nucleotides long. It is a transcript of the gene ABITRAM, whose product is annotated as actin binding transcription modulator. Gene Ontology annotation, cellular component: lamellipodium; filopodium tip; dendrite. Gene Ontology annotation, molecular function: actin filament binding; actin monomer binding. Lineage: Eukaryota; Metazoa; Chordata; Mammalia; Primates; Cercopithecidae. Gene Ontology annotation, biological process: regulation of actin filament polymerization; dendrite morphogenesis; regulation of filopodium assembly. The record is from RefSeq and is a predicted model, not a curated record. The coding region runs from base 287 to 829 and encodes 180 amino acids. The transcript is spliced from 6 exons.